AUGACCUCAAAGAGCGUACUGGCCGGUGGAGGGCAAUUCGUUGCCUCGCUGCGCUUCGUUUCCCACAGGCUAUUGCGGACCACCCCCCGUCUCACUGCGCAAAUAGCAAUCUGCUUCAUAUUCGUCUACUUCCUCGCGACGUUUACGCCGACCUCGCUGUUUUGGGAAGGGUAUGAGAACAUUCUACCUUGGGGUUCCUUCAACCCGUCAAUCACCAAGUCCACAGACGAUGUGCGCGUCGUAGUCUUUGGGUCGCAGGAUGUCUUUGGCAGCGCAGUGCCCGCCUCGGAUUCGUCGAGGUCAUCGUGGACUCUGCAGCUCUGCAAAGAGAUGGGCUGCACAUCGUACCGCUCUCUGGUACCGCCGGAAAAUGCGCAACCCGCAUUAACAUCGAACCAAAUUUACCAAACCGCAGUCGACGAGUUUCUGGCGUCCGUCGAAGGCGCGGACCUGCUCGAGUCGCCGGCUUCCGAUUACGAGUUUCUCAAGUCGCAGUACCCUGUUCCGACGGUGUCGGAUCUCACAUCGCAAGUACGCCAGUUCCUUUCCACCCCGCCAGAAAGAACGCAGUCGAGGAGCACCGUCUGGAUCUUCAGCUUCGGGACGUGGGAGGUAUGGAACCUGGCCGCUCUGCCCAUCGAGACGGCGAAUGAUGUUCUCGACGACAUGGUGCAACACAUUUUCCAACAGGUCGAGCUCCUGUACCUCAAAGCCCUCAACCCAAAGUCGAUUGCGUUUUCCAGUUUCUGGACCGGCAUGAGCUCAAAGUCCAUGAAGAAGUUAAUGGCCCCAACCGCGCCGCAAAAAAUCGACGACCGGGCGCUCGAAUCGUUUCGUAUACUCGUACCACAGCUUUUCGACAUGACCCUCGCGCCGGUAUGGCAGACUCGCCCGAUGCCGCCGUAUCCUCACACGCGAGCGGAGCACAUGCGCAACGCCGUAGCGUUGACGCAACGCUGGAACCGACAGGUCGAGAGACAAAUGGCGGCGUGGCAGGACAAGGGGCGGUCGAAGCCGGACGGCGUGGACAAGGAACAGGUGUUGAACACCAGCGAGCAGCCCACGAGCGACUCUGCCAUCAAAGACUUUGUGGAUGCCUUGCCGGUGGACAUGCGCCCGAAAACGGGCGCGGUCAACCUCGCCUUUGCGCCGUAUCCGAAACGACUGGGCUCGCAACUGGCGACGGUGACUGGGAUGACGGACCUGAUGAUGAAUGCGGCGAUGCGGCAGAGUGGCGCGUAUGACUCGGCUGGGAACGGAGCGCCGGCGGCGAACGAGUCGCUGCUCUUCGCGAAUACAUGGGACCCGUGCUUCGCGAGCGCGAUGGAUAUACCCGGACAGGGUGAGCGUGACGAAACGUCGUGCAGCGCGCCCGAUGACUAUUUGUUUCAUGACGCUGCUACUCUGAACCAACGAGCUGUUGACGAUGUUGCGUCGAGGAUGGCGAGACUCGUUCUGGAGGGGCUCUUUCCACCGCUACGCAAGUAA
Messenger RNA from Cordyceps fumosorosea ARSEF 2679, 1488 nucleotides. RefSeq lists its product as hypothetical. The coding region runs from base 1 to 1488 and encodes 495 amino acids. Lineage: Eukaryota; Fungi; Ascomycota; Sordariomycetes; Hypocreales; Cordycipitaceae. The transcript is spliced from 2 exons. The record is from RefSeq and is a predicted model, not a curated record.